CUGUGCUGGACUCACAAGUUGGCUUGCUGGACCAGUUCACUCGUCGUCUUUGAGCCUCGCGGACCAGAGCACACGCACUGAAGCCAGCACAAAUGCUCGGUGCUCACAGCAGCUCGGCGAAGGGUGUCGCUGGGUGCUCGAGGCGCAGGGCGAGCCUCGCCGCUGCUCCCGGCGGUGCCCCUGUGCUGCGCGCGCCGCUCCUGCGCCCGCUCUCGGCCACACCUGCCAACUCCUCCUCCUCCUCCGGCGCUUCCUCAUCCGCAUCCUCUUCCACGCUAGCACCCGACUGGCGCGAGCGCGCCAAGCCAAUCCAGCCGGGCAGCAGCUACCCCGCGAAGGAGCACUGCUCCAACUGUGGGCUGUGCGACACGUACUAUGUGGCGCACGUGAAAGACGCGUGUGCCUUCCUGGGGCCGGGCAUGUCGCGCAUUGAUGAGCUGGAGGAGCGCGUGCACGGCCGCCGCCGCGACGUCAACAGUGACGACGAGCUCCACUUUGGCGUCACGGCCCCGGGCGGCAUGGCCUACGCUGCCAACGUGCCGGGCGUGCCGGGAGCGCAGUGGACCGGCAUUGUGACUCAAAUCGCCAUCGAGAUGCUCCAGAGCGGCAAGGUGGACGCGGUGGUGUGCGUGCAGAGCGACGAGAACGACAGGUUCACGCCAAAGCCCGUGGUGGCUCGCACCGUGGAAGACAUCAUCAAGGCCCGCGGUGUGAAGCCCACCCUGUCGCCCAACCUAAACGUGCUGGCCACCGUGGAGGCGCUGCAGGUCAAGAAGCUGCUCUUUAUUGGCGUGGGGUGCCAGGUCCAAGCCCUUCGCUCCAUCGAGCCGCACCUGGGGCUGGAGAAGCUGUACGUGCUGGGGACCAACUGCGUGGACAACGGGCCCAGGAAGGGCCUGGACAAGUUCCUCAAGGCCGCCAGCACGCGGCCCGACCAGGCCCUGCACUACGAAUUCAUGCAGGACUACAGGGUUCACGUGAAGCACACGGACGGGUCGUUUGAGUACGUGCCGUACUUCUGUCUGCCCGCCAACGAGCUGAACGACGUCAUCGCGCCCUCCUGCUACUCCUGCUUCGACUACCCCAACGCCUUGGCAGACAUGGUGGUGGGCUACAUGGGAGUUCCCUACCUGAACAAAGACAUGACCUCACACCCCCAGUAUGUGGUGGUCCGCAACGACCGCGGUAAUGAGCUGUUGGACAGCGUGCGGCACCGACUGCAGAUCACGCCCACCGUCUCCACAGGCGACCGCCGGGGCAUUGUGAUGCAGACGGUGGCCAGCGAUGAUGAGGCCAAGAUGGGCCAGCUGCGGGACCCCGCGCCGCGCUGGCUGGGCAACAUGCUGGCCUGGCUGCUCAACCUGAUCGGGCCCAAGGGUCUGGAGUUCGGCAAGUACUCCAUCGACUACCACUACAUCAGGAACUACUUGUACGUCAACCGCAAGUGGGGGGCCAAGCGCGCCGAGCAGCACAUUCCCUCCUUCGCCAAGAAGAUCGUGCAGCAGUACGACAAGGACGGGGCCGUGAGCAAGCGCAUCAGCCUCAAGCCCAAGUUCUAGUCUAUACUCGCAUCAUUGUGAAUUAAGGUUAUGAGUUGAGGUGGAGGCUGAGUCCCCGUCAGGGGCUUAAAAUAGAGUUCUUUACAGUUUCGCUGGGUUGUGGCGGGGUACGGUGUGGGACACGGGUAUGUGUGGGUUACUUAUGGGGGCUGACCGGCGUGCCUUGUGGCAGAGGAAUGAACUCGAAAUUGCACGGCGCGGUGGAGGGAAUAACGACACUCUACUCGAAUCGAUGCUCGCAGGAUGGGGCCGAAAUGCGCGUUGCAUGGUGUUGAGGAGCGGUCAUCGUACUGAUAAGUAGCGGUUUGGCUCAGAGUAGUACCUAUCUAUUAGACCUCGUAAUUGCAAGACAAGACGACGACGUGUAGAGUAUUCUAUAGGAAGCAGGCCGGAUUGAGGUGCGUGCUUGCCAUGGGCACCGUGGCACACUGGCACCAGCACCGGCACCGUGGUACCCACGCAUACCAUGCUUACUGACAUUCCCGCAAUUUAAA
Chlamydomonas reinhardtii is the source of this 2053-nucleotide messenger RNA. RefSeq lists its product as uncharacterized. The coding region runs from base 93 to 1559 and encodes 488 amino acids. Gene Ontology annotation, cellular component: chloroplast. The transcript is spliced from 17 exons. Gene Ontology annotation, biological process: chlorophyll cycle. The record is from RefSeq and is a predicted model, not a curated record. Gene Ontology annotation, molecular function: 7-hydroxymethyl chlorophyll a reductase activity. Lineage: Eukaryota; Viridiplantae; Chlorophyta; Chlorophyceae; Chlamydomonadales; Chlamydomonadaceae.